CUUGCUUGUCGUGAGAGUCUCCAAAGCUUCAAUUGUUGCGCUGCCUCGAGUGCGCGUUGUCGCUGCUGCCCGGCCACGGUGGCUGCUGCCGCGCUCAGUCGCCACGUGAUCCGCUCAGACCUAGCGCGAAUUAGCGCCAGGCUCAAUGUCUGCUGCUCUCUCCACCCCAUAGCCGCAAAUCGCGUCCGAGAGCCUGCGGUAACGUGAAGCUGCUGCCCGCAUCCCAGCCGGUCCGUCUCCCGUACGCCUGAUGAGAAGACGACUGUAGCGCCCAUCUUUCCCACGCGCCGGUCGAUGCUCUCGCGUGCUAGCCCAUGCUCCCCGAGACCACGUCCCCGACUCCCACGCUCAUUCCCUCCCCCGUCACGUCUUUCGCUCCUUAGCGCACACGCCCGCGGUGACCGCGCGCCAUGGACUUCCAGUCGUCGCAAAACGCCAU
Molecule: messenger RNA, 439 nt
Organism: Paraphaeosphaeria sporulosa
Lineage: Eukaryota; Fungi; Ascomycota; Dothideomycetes; Pleosporales; Didymosphaeriaceae
Exons: 2
Source: RefSeq, a predicted model, not a curated record